AUGGCUCGCUUCUCCGGCAAAGUUGCUCUCGUCACAGGUGUGAACAUCAAAAUCGAUUUUCCUUUUUGUUUAUCACUCUCAUUUACAGGCUCUUCUAAUGGAAUCGGCCGUGCCACUGCGCUCAUUUUCGCGCAAGAGGGCGCCAAAGUGACCAUAACUGGAAGAAACGCCGAAAGACUCGAAGAGACGCGGAAAGAGAUUCUGGCAGCUGGAAUUGCAGAGAGUGAUGUUCUGGCGGUGGUGGCUGAUUUGGCAACGGAAGCCGGACAGGAUGAUCUCAUCGGUUCCACUUUGAAGAAGUUCGGCAGACUCGAUAUCCUGGUGAACAACGCUGGAGCAGCUUUCAAUGACGCUCAAGGCCAGACUGGAGUUUCUCAAGAUGUUUCAGUUUACGACAAGAUCAUGCAAAUAAAUUUGAGAAGUGUGGUCACUUUGACGCAGAAAGCCAAACCCUUCCUGAUCGAAGCGAAGGGAGAAGUGAUCAAUGUAUCAAGCAUUGCAGCGGGACCUCAAGCUGUAAGUUUAUCUGAAUUCUGCGUCGGAAUGACAUUUUUUCUUCCAGCAACCGACGUUCAUGUACUACGCAAUGUCCAAAGCAUCCCUGGAUCAGUUCACGAGAAGUGCAGCAAUCGAACUCAUUCAGCACGGCGUUAGAGUGAACUCCGUCAGUCCGGCGCCGUACGAACUGGGUUUGGAACUGCGAUGGGCACGCCUGAUGCUAUGUUGGAUAAGGUGAGUAAGAAAAGCAAUAAAUAUUGAACAUGUAUAGGUUUUCAGUACGAGAGCUUCAUGGAGAGCCACAAGGAGUGCAUUCCGAGCAGAUCAAUGGGACAGCCGAUGGACAUUGCUCACAUAA
Molecule: messenger RNA, 856 nt
Organism: Caenorhabditis sp. 36 PRJEB53466
Lineage: Eukaryota; Metazoa; Nematoda; Chromadorea; Rhabditida; Rhabditidae
Source: the annotation of a GenBank genome assembly